Diachasma alloeum is the source of this 6502-nucleotide messenger RNA. RefSeq names its product C-Maf-inducing protein. Bases 641 to 3514 code for a protein of 957 amino acids. The transcript has 8 exons. Lineage: Eukaryota; Metazoa; Arthropoda; Insecta; Hymenoptera; Braconidae. The record is from RefSeq and is a predicted model, not a curated record.
AAAACCCCUCCCCUUGAAUUAAAACUCAUAAACUCACUCAUAACUCCUCACAUGAGAAACAACUCCGCACACUUCCCCCCGAGUCCUCAUCGAUCGGGCGCAAACGUGGUGCGCCGCGACGCGCCCUCUUCAGCAGCACCACUCUCUCACUUCGUCCGCCCUCGUCGUCACGGUUGAAGCCAGAUGAGUACCGGAUCACGAGAAGCGUAAAAGUCCUGAAAAAAAAAAAAUCCCCCAUAAAUCCUCGAAACCGUAUUGUCCCAUCACCUUGUGAUCACCAAGUGCUUGAGACCAAAAAACGCAGUGAAGUGAACCCGUGAACUUGUUUGUGAACCCCUGACAAUGUCCUAAAACACUGAAAAUACACCGAAACCCGAUCAAAAUGCACCGGUGGUCUGGGCAAAGAUCGCGCAAAAAACCCGUUGCCGCUUAGUACCCGACCAAAAACAUUGACAAAGCUAAAGCUAAGCCCAAAACAAGUGAUAGGGUUGAUCAACAGAGCGAGCGCAAGGUUGAGAAAUAAGUGUUCAGCCCCCUGAGACAAGCCGACAGCUCCCCCUGAAGUCCCACUCCCUCGAGAAAAAAAGCUCGGGGUCAACUUGAGGGUCAACAAGCCAACAGUAUCACCAAAUACCUCAUAAUGUUUUGCUUCCAAAGUCCGUUCACGCGCACGCUUAGGUCUACGCCAUCAACGACGGUCACGACCCCGUCCCUGUCAGCUCCUGCGUCAUCUAAAAUGAGUAUAGACACGACCCAGUUGACGGAGCUGUCAGACACAAACAGACGUGCCUCAGAAGCGGACUCCUGCUCGUCAAUCCGCUACAUUGAUCAGGCAUCAAUAUCAGAGAGCAGUAGUACAGACACCCUGCCAGGUGCGCAAGCCGACUACUGCGAGUCAGAUCCGCUGUCACCAGGACCAGGUGCUGUCCUAGCACCGCUGGCCUCCCUGGAGAUAGUCCAGCAGGUGCCGCAGGUUGGCAAGACUUCGCCCAAGAAAUGGCGAAAGAAGUUUCUGCUUCGUCUGAAGGCUAACGAGAACUCCGUCGUCCUCAACACCAAGAAGAUGGUAGACGGCAAGGCGAAUUCGGUGGAUGAUAUUCCGUCGUUGAAUGGCUUCAGCGAAGACGAGGACGACGAUGACGAGGACGAUGACGAGCCGGAAGCUGAAACGGAGACCGAGGAGGGAUCCUCUCUACCGUCUAGUCCUGCAGCUGCGAUAUCAGUUGGUCUUGCACCACCACCAGUUCCCUAUCAGCCGUACUACAACUUCUUGUCAGUCAACGGUGGCAUGAGACAGGAGACAACUAGUACGAGUUCACCGCAGUUGUCCACCGGCACUGCCACCAUCGACGGAGACGUCUGCCCGGAGAAGGCUGAUACACUGUCGGUUAAUGAUGAACUCAAGGGGAAUCUAGGACUGAUGAAGAAGGGUGACACUCUUGACGCGCCCAGUUGUCUUCCCGCUGCGAGAUCCUGCCCGAAUUUGGAACAGCAGUCGGUGGGUGGCUCCUCGGCCAGUGGCAGCUCCAGCCCCAGUCCCAGUCCUGGACCCGCUGGACCCAGGUUCAGACCCAUUGAAGAGGGCGAUGUUCAAGUCUGCUAUCUCAAUCAUACGAGGACACUUGUCAGCAAGAUUCUCAGCAGCAAGUUCCUCAGACGGUGGGAGACUCAUCAUCUCUAUCUGAAUGACGCCUGUUUGUCCUCGAAAACGUUGACUGGUUUCCUCCAACAACCAGUCCCCUACAGCAGCAUGUCGGAGGUGUACGCAGUGGCCCGAUGGGAUCCCACAUACAAGUAUUGCCUGAGAAUCGUUUUGCCGGACGGUUCCCUGUUGCUCCAAGCGAGCAAUGCAUACACGAGAGACCAGUGGUACCACUCCAUCCUCUGGAAGAAAAGUAUCUUCAAAUACCAGCACUUGGUCUCCCAGACCCACCGAGAAGAGGUGAUCCUCCGAGAACUGAAGACAAUGGUGGACUUUGCCCUCUGGACCCCUCUGCAAGACGAGAGGGUGAAUGGAGCGCCCCUGGAGGCAGUGGCGAAGCUCCUGGAAGAGCCAGUGCCCCCAGAAAUUGACAAGAGCAAUGACAAACAAAUUCUGGAGAUGGAGGAGUUGCAGAGCCAGCGGGAUCAGCGGUCAUGGGCUGAGUCUGUCCUCUCGGUGGCCUCACCACUCCUGGAGAAGGCAGCCCCUCCACCAGCACUGGCUAGGGCUCUGGCCAGACUCGCCCAGAGGCAUCCCAGAUCACCCCUGGUGCCCGCCCUGGGGCCAGCCAUCACCAGGUGCUUGAAGCACACUGUGGACUUCGGCAAAUCGCCGGAUAUGAGGAAGCUCAUUCAGAUGUUCAUAGCUGCUCUCUUCGAGAGUAAUGAUGGUGAACAGUCCAUUAGAGAUUAUGUGGCAUCCGUUCAUGGCCCCGGAAGCGACUGCCCUCAUCCCAGGGUGCUCCCGAAUCUAGUCUCCAUCUGUGUUGCUGCCAUUUUUCACAGAUUCGAAGUCUCAAAUCGAGGGCCCUUGAACACUGGAGAGAAAUUCCAGCCGCCGCCACUUCAGUGCUACUUACACGUCCUAAAAAUAGCAUCGGAAUACGCCGACUGGAGGCCAGGUCUGGGUGCCCUUCUGCAGCCAGUGCCCUUCCCAGAGGCUGCCCUAGCCGACAAAGAGGUCCAAGCGUCAGUCCUCUCGUGCGUCAUGAGACGAUUGGCUGAUGAUUCAAGGUGUUCAGUUCAUCGUGUACUCCUGCCAGUGCGUGAGCCACGACCCGGUUGGCUCCACAUCGCCGCACCCUCAAGUCCGGCUUGUCCCGAUGACGGAGCACUCUUCGGCGAAAUGUUGACAUCCCUAUUGAGCUGCUGCUGUCGUCGAAAGAAGUUCAUAGCUUCGCUGCUAAAGCAAACAGGAAGUGCAUGUAUACUUCUAGCGGUGCGUGGUUGUGAUGCAGCGCAAGAGGCCCUGUGUCUAAUGUUAGAAUGGCGUUUACUUCCGAACGAGGAGGCUCGCCUCCAAGUCGUUUCCGCUCUGCAAUCGACAGCCUCCGGCAAGACGCGCUACAACAGCCUCUGCCAGCGCCAGAGGAAUCUUCAAGAAUUGCAACAGAAAGGUGGACCGAAGAAAUUAACUCUGCCAGUUCGUGCAACUGACGCUGACGUAGCUCUGCUGCUGGGAGGUGGUGCCCUGGGCAAUUUGGAGUGCCUCAGUCUCGCUUUCACGUCAGUUACGUCUGCCUGCGCUGAGCAACUCAUCAAAUUACCAGCCCUCAGGUACUUGAACUUGUGGGCGACGCAGUUCGGCGAUGCGGGGCUUCAGAUGAUUAGCGAACAUCUUCAGAAACUUCAGGUGCUCAAUUUGUGUGAGACACCGGUGUCGGAUAAGGGCAUUUCCACACUAGCGUCGCUAACGAGCCUCAGGAAACUGAACCUCAACAGCACAAAAUUAUCAGCCCAGACGUUCGAGUCCUUGAAGAAGCGUUUGCCAGCUCUUCAGGAGUUCGACGUACGCUACACUGAGGCCUGGUGACCCGAGCCAAUACCUCUGACUUCACCGAGUGCUCCAGAAAUUCGUAACAACGGUACAAUUGAUAAUUACAGUGCACGUGCGAAAAUACGUCAUUGAAGACAAUUGGGGUGAUGUCUCGAGGGUGUUGGAGGAACUAUACUGUUCUGGAAUAUUAUAUUCGUACAUUUGUGAUUGAUUCUGAUGGAGAGAUGAAUUGAAAAUGGCGAUAUAACGAAUUUGGGAAUUGAGAGAUGACAUUUAAGGAUUUUAUUCGUCUCUUCAUCACUCUUGAUGAACUAAAUAAUUGUUGUGUUAUUCGUGGGGGUGAAAUAUACCCCCAGAGGGGGGAAUGGGUGAUACUACCGUCGACGACAGUCAAAACAUUUUCAAAGUUAGGGUUUGGUAUUGAUUAUGGGUUUAAUUCUGUGAUUAUCUCGGAAACUAGGCGGUGCAGAGGAAAAUGUCAGAGAACAUUUUUUGUGGGGAAUUUGAUUAUCCAUAAAAACGUUCUUCUGAUAUUUUCCUCUAAAAUCAUUAGUUUUCGAGAUAUCUGAGAAAGAAUAGGGGGACCUUCUUGUUCUCCACUACUUUCCUAACAAAUUGUUGAAUAACAAAUGAUAGAGGAGAUAAAUUGAGUGGUACUCGUGGAUGGGCCUUCUUGGACGGUUUUCCUGGAUUCCCGUGCGCCUCUUCUUGAAGUCAUCGUCCCGAAAUGUCCUUCAACUCUCAUAGAGACAAUUUUGAGUCCACCAGGAGGCACACGAGAGAAUCGCGAAAGUACAUGAUCGAACGAAGGGGAACAACUAUUACCAAAACAAUAAUCAACAUUGUUUCUGUCCUUUUUAAGUGAUUGAAUUAAUUAAAAAAACGACUUACUCACUCGUCUAAGGGUGCCCAACUGCCUUAAAACUAUUAUGAAGUUCUGAGCGAGCACUGCCACACAAUAAAGCACACAGGGACGCAGAAAAUUGUAAUUGAAGCAUUAGAGGAGGAUAAUAAAGUCUAGGUGUGAUUGAGUGAAGUAAAAUGAUGAUUACUAUCACCUCGAGUAUUUUUUUCUCAUAUUUUUGGCUUUGCAAAAUCGAAUUUAACCAUGAGAAACGAUUGAAAUAUUUCAUUCCAUGGGAGUGGUAAAACAGACAUUUAUCGCUGCAAAUAUCUCAGAAAAUGGUGGAUUUAGAUGAAAAUGUAAUUUCACAUUUUCGCUGAACCUUACAUUUUCGGAGAAAUCAACGAAAAAAAUGAUCUUGCCACUUCAAUUGCUACUCAAUUCUGUCAGUUUCUCGGUAAAAUGGACAUCAGUCAUUUGAAAAAUCACGGAAAAUACUGUCUAAACCCUCAAACAAUGAUCUAGAUGUUCAAUGUUCAUAAGAGAUAAUUCUAGAAACCGUGAAUCUGUCGUUCCAGAGCGAAUAAUGUUCUAUAUUAUGGAAAUAACCUUCGUACUUACCCCUCUAACCUUCAAAUCACGUUAUUACGUCGACGAGCGACGAAUCAAUCCAUUGUUCACUGAUACACAACACUUUAUCACACACGACUUCACUAUUUUCGAGUAUUUUUACUGUUAAAACUCACCGGUGGCGUCUGUUUCUGUGCCAUACGCGGAACAACGCAAUGUUACUCAUCGACACUGUAGCUCCCACUGUUAGCCCUCAGCCCCCCACUCCCGCUCUUCUAUCCCCGCCACUUCCGACUGAUGUUCUUCCUCAAUUUUUUCCAUGGAUUUUAUUGGUUGAAAUAGUGGAUACAGGAGAAAUUAGUUGAUUUUUCAGGUGAAGUGGUAAAAGAAAAUGAAAAACAAAAUUGUUAAUUGAGGUUACGUUCCGAUAUCUCUUCAAGUCGUCACUUUAGAGAAAAAUGCCAUUAAAUUUUUUUUAUAGCUUUUAUAACUUUUUUUGUAGUCUUUGAAUUUUUCCAUAAGAAAGGUAGAAUGGUAAAUUUUCCUAGGCCGCUUCCCUUUCGAGAUAUUACCGAAAAAUCCAGUAAUUCAUUCGUUCUCAAUUUGUUUUCCCUUCUACCACUUCACAAAUUUAUCCUUUUACUUCAUGAAAUCACGAAAAACAAAAUGAAGUAAAUUAUAGUUUAAAAUUGCCGUUCGACUCUAGUAUCCGUAUCGAAGGGCUUAGAAUUGUCUUCUCAAAAGUAUUUCGGGGACGAGAGUUUCUCUAGUGUAAAUAGUUAAGCAGGAUUAAUAAUUUAUUGUAGUUAGGAGAAUAUUUAUAUGUUAAACGACUUAAACGUAAUGAAUAAUGAAUUAAAAAUCCAUUAAGAUGAUCGCACACGCUGAGAUCAACACAAGUGUUGCAAAGAGGAAAAAACUAAUAAAAAAAAAAAUCUAUGCGUGAUAGAUUAAUUAUAAACGAAACAGGAUAAUUAGCAAAAAAUCGAAAACAAGAGUAAGAGAAGCUAAUUGUGAAGUUAUUACGAGUGAAGAAGUCUAACUUGUCUGAUAAAUUUAUGGAAAAUUAUGAACAUUUAAUGCAUACCUAAAUGGAUAGGAUGACUGAUUUCUGUAUUUAUGGUUUUUUAAUUGAAAUUGGGUAUCUACAGGUGGAGCAGUCCCUGCAGCAAAUGGCUGUUCACAAAAUUAGGGGAAUCCCACGAAAAAGAAAAUUCCUAAAAGCCAUUUACCAGCAGCAACUGCUCCACUUCCAACCUAUAUCCUUAAAAUAUAUUUGCGAAGCUGCGAGGGGAGCAAGCAUUGUAAGAAAGACUGCUUACGUCAAUUUUCAAUAAGAAAUUGUUAAGUUAGAAAUGAUGAAAAUUAUCUCAGAAUUUACUACCAAAAACAAAAAGUGAAAAAAAAAACGAAAAAAAAACGUGAUCUUUGUGAAGUUUUUAGUUCUGUUGAAGAGGCAUUUAUACACAUGCGAAUUUUCAUUUACAGGGACUAAAUUUGUGAAAUAAAAAACGUUAUUGAAUGAUUAUUAACAAAGUCAUGAGCGUCUUUGUGUCUUAUAUGCAUAAUAAAAUGACGUUGAAUAUUUCGACUCGAUGAUUCCACAUAAA